UUGUAUUCAUAAUUCCCUUCUUUCUGCAAGAAAACAUAUGAUGGUUAUUCAGUGAAACGUGCCAACGUACACGGGCUAAAAACCAACAGAAGCGCACAGAGCGCGUUUCCCACCUUUCAGCUUGAUCUGAGGUACUCUGUGCAGAAGGCUCCCUGUGCAGGCGCUGUGGAUGCUGAAGUUUGCAACAUAAAACAGCGUUGGAGCAGGCCAGCUGUUUGAGCAAAAAGCCUAAACAUGGUGAGGCUGGAGCUUGACCAGGUGGUGAUGAGGAGGAUGAAGGAAGAGGACAUUGAAAUUGUCAAAGCCCUUAUCAAGGAGGGCUGCGAGGGCACGGAAAAUCGUCUCAUCCUCCACAUCCUCACUCGCCCACUCUGCCUUUUCAUCCUCGCUGUGUUUUCCUCAAUUCUGCGCUGCCUUGUCCACUCUUUCAUCCUGGCCCUUGCUAUUCCUGUCUUCCUGUUAAUUGUCUUUCUCAAAAUCACCAUGCCGCGGUCAACCGGGGUCCUGGGCAGCAGCCGGCCCUACUGGGACUAUGUGGGUAGCAGCUACAGAGAGGCACAGGAUGACACCCUGCAGAAUCCCUACUGCCGGAUCAGUGGGAAGACACCAUUUACAAAAAAGCCAAAGCGCCGAGCUGGAUCCAAAGACAAGGAAAAAGAGACAUCAACAGAAAAGAUCACUCCGGAGAGGGAGCAGGCAGCAGGGCAGGUCUGGGUGGCAGAGAGUGAGGGAGAUAUCCUGGGCUGCAUCUUCCGGGAGGGCGAGACACGAGCGGGCAUCAGCAGGAUCUGCAGGCUGGUGACAGGCUCUUGGUACCGCAGGGAGGGCCUCGGUCGGCUGCUUGUCCAAAGCCUGGAGCAGAGAGAGAGAGAGACAGGGGCAUACAGAGUGUAUGCACACGUCCCCUACCCCUCAAAGGUGGGGGAAGCCUUCUUCAGGAAACUGGGUUAUCGCCACCUUGGGGUGGAAACUAGUGAUGAAGAUGAUAAGGAACUGAAACAAGAGACUCCUGAGAGAGGCUUCCUGGGCUACCCCCUCACUAAAGUGUUUUACAAAGACUUGUGAUUGAGUUUUAAUGGACACGUGCAGUUUAAAAGGUAAAGAAGUGCGUCUGAUUUCUGCAGCAGCAUGUUCAAGUAUUUCAUUUAUGUAAUCUUUGUGUUAUUUAUUCGAUUAUUUAUUGAGUGUGCUGCUAUCCCGAGGAUUCAUUUGUUUUGAGUUUAUUUUUCAUCAUCUCGUCAUUUUCAUUUUGAUGAAAAAACGAUUCUUUAUUUAAUCAUUCAAAGAUAGCAUGAUCAUGCCUCAGCUGUGCUGUUCUCUGAGCAUUUGUAAUAAAGUACUAAUUAAAUUAAAUUUAAACUGUUUCCUUA
Molecule: messenger RNA, 1370 nt
Organism: Oreochromis niloticus (Nile tilapia)
Lineage: Eukaryota; Metazoa; Chordata; Actinopteri; Cichliformes; Cichlidae
Gene: nat14
Product: N-acetyltransferase 14 (GCN5-related, putative)
Exons: 4
Coding region: 235-1065 (276 amino acids)
Molecular function (GO): N-acetyltransferase activity
Source: RefSeq, a predicted model, not a curated record